Sinocyclocheilus grahami is the source of this 1302-nucleotide messenger RNA. RefSeq names its product polymeric immunoglobulin receptor-like. The transcript has 7 exons. The record is from RefSeq and is a predicted model, not a curated record. Gene Ontology annotation, cellular component: plasma membrane. The coding region runs from base 1 to 1302 and encodes 433 amino acids. Gene Ontology annotation, molecular function: transmembrane signaling receptor activity. NCBI's taxonomy places the organism in Eukaryota, Metazoa, Chordata, Actinopteri, Cypriniformes, Cyprinidae.
AUGAAGAUCAUCUGGACUUUCACUCUGCUGAUGAUUCCUGGUGUGCUGAGCUCCAUCAGUGUGACAGGAUAUUCAGGAGGAGGAGUCAGCAUCACAUGCAAAUAUGAGAGAAAAUAUACAGAAAAUGCUAAGUAUUUUUGUAGAGGACAGUGGUCAGAGUGCACAGACCAAAUCAAGACUGAAGAGAAAAACAAAUGGGUUCAUUCUGAAAUAUUCUCUCUGUAUGACGACACAAGAGCAGCAGUUUUCACUGUGACCAUCAGAGAUCUGAGUGAACGGGAUUCUGGGACGUACCAGUGUGGAGUUGAUAUUUAUGCAAAAGUAGAUUCCUACACUGAAGUGAAUCUGAAUGUUAUAACAGCUGCUUGUUGUGAGAAGAGCAUCAGUCUAUCAGCUGCUGCAGGAGGAUCUGCGAACAUCAGCUGCAAAUACCCACAAUCCCACAGUGCUGAUGUGAAGUUUGUCUGCAGGAGAUCUGAAUCUGAUCUCUGUGCUGAAGAGACGUCUGUGAAGAAGAGCAGAAGAUGGAGCGCUGAGGGACAGAUGCAGCUGUAUGAUGACAGAGAGCAGCAGCUCCUGACGGGAACCAUCAGUCAUGUGACUCAACAGCAUUCAGCUGAAUACUGGUGUGGAGUUCAGUCUGAUCAAGGACACAAGAGCUUCAUCACACGAGUCCUCCUCAGCGUUACAGACACAGAUGUUCCAAAAGCAACACCAUCAUUACUACCUUCAUCAUCAACACCACCAUCAUCAUCAUCAUCAUCAUCAUCAUCAUCGUCUGUUUUCAAAACAUCCACAUCUAACUUCACAUCAGAGUCUCCUAACAUGUUAAAAGGCUCUUCUCUGAUCAUUCCUCUCGUUCUGGUUCUUCUGGUUCUGAUCAUUGUUAUUGUCUUGUUACUAUUUCUCUAUAAGAAGCAUCAUUCUCGAGACAGUGAUUCAUCAUCUCAGACUGGAGCAGGAAAACAUGAAGUGGUUCGUCCAGUUACUGUUUCUCACACUGGUUGCGAUUAUGAGGAGAUUAAAUACACUCACAAACAAUUACCCAAAACCCCCUCUAAUUCAUCCAACACUGUUUAUGCCACUGCUCAGUUACCCACAAACCCCUCUGUUUCUUCUAGCAGUGUUUACGCUACAGUUCAGAAAGCCACUGGUGACUCUGAGAUCUUGAUCACAUCUGCUGAGGAUCUGAAUUACGCCGUGGUGAAUUUCCACAAGAAAGCGGACUGUCCUGACAGUGUCAGAUUGAGGAAUAAUCAGGACUACAGUGAAUACGCUGCUGUCAAUCAUCUCACUGCCUGA